Molecule: messenger RNA, 2161 nt
Organism: Carassius carassius (crucian carp)
Lineage: Eukaryota; Metazoa; Chordata; Actinopteri; Cypriniformes; Cyprinidae
Gene: cacng3b
Product: calcium channel, voltage-dependent, gamma subunit 3b
Exons: 4
Coding region: 706-1635 (309 amino acids)
Biological process (GO): positive regulation of synaptic transmission, glutamatergic; calcium ion transport; neurotransmitter receptor transport, postsynaptic endosome to lysosome
Cellular component (GO): postsynaptic density membrane; AMPA glutamate receptor complex
Molecular function (GO): channel regulator activity; voltage-gated calcium channel activity
Source: RefSeq, a predicted model, not a curated record
GUCAUUGCUGUAAAACACAUUCGUGGGGACCAGUAUCACCGUUGACAGCAAUUACAAUCGCUGGGAUUAUGUUCAUUUAAUCGAUCACUUCUUGAUUGGUGCCUUCAUGUUGCUCCUUAUAAUCAAAUGAACAUUUCUUAAGAUUCGCCAGAUCUGAAGGGGAAUUUUGGACAGACAAGCUGAUCAUGAAGUGGGAUAUUUUACUCUUCUCUUGUGUUUUAGAGAAAAAUACUGGAUGCAUCCAUUGAACGGAGGUAUUUUCCGCUGGAUUAACAAAGGACAUUGUUUUUGAUACUUACUCUCCGUGCAUAAACACUGAUUUAUUGCCGUUUUCAGGUAACAAAGAUGUUCUAUUGAAGUCACAGGCGAAACAUCGUGUCAUUCGUUUAACCCAGUGCCUCAAUUGCAAAAUGCUGUGGUGCUGAUGAGAGACUGUUCCUCGAUAACAGUUUUUCACAACCCAGAAUGAGAAACAAAUAGCCUAGCUCUCCGUUUAAGCGAUGGAAACACUGUGAGGUUUCUUACUGAACUUGAGAAGCAUCAAAAGCGACUGCAACAGUCUCGAGACCCCAGAAAUUGUCACAUAAUAAUGGCAUGGGCUUCUGAAGUCGAUUGGAGCAUGGAGUCCGCAUUCCAGGCAUGCUAGAAGGUUUUACGAGACACGCUAAGAACCCUGUUUUGGACCCCAUCCUGAAAUGAGGCAAAAUGUUGAUGUGUGAAAGAGGAGUCCAAAUGCUCAUCACCACAAUAGGCGCGUUCGCCGCGUUCAGCCUGAUGACGAUCGCUGUGGGAACGGACUACUGGCUGUACUCACGAGGAGUGUGCCGGGCCAAAAGUAAUAACGAGAACGAGACGAGCAGGAAGAAUGAGGAAGUCAUGACCCACUCCGGACUGUGGAGAACCUGCUGUCUAGAAGGAACAUUUCGAGGUGUCUGUAAGAAGAUUGACCACUUUCCAGAGGAUGCAGAUUAUGAGCAGGAUGCAGCAGAGUAUUUACUACGAGCAGUGAGAGCGUCCAGCAUCUUCCCCAUUAUGAGUGUUGGGCUUCUGUUCAUGGGAGGUUUGUGUGUGGCUGCCAGUGAGUUUUACAGGAGCAGACACAAUGUCAUCCUCAGUGCUGGAAUCUUCUUUGUCUCUGCUGGCCUAAGUAACAUCAUCGGCAUUAUUGUCUACAUAUCUGCCAAUUCGGGCGACCCCGGCCAGAGUGACUCGAAGAAGAGCUACUCGUACGGCUGGUCUUUCUACUUCGGCGCACUGUCCUUCAUAAUGGCCGAGAUGGUGGGCGUGCUUGCCGUGCACAUGUUCAUCGAGAAACACCGGAAGCUGCGUGCAAAGUCUCGCACCGAGCUGAUCAAGAAGUCAGCCUUCAGCCGCAUCCCCAGCUACAGAUACCGAUUCCGCCGACGCUCCAGCUGCCGCUCCAGCGAGCCUGCCUCUCGUGACCCUUCACCCAUGGGCAAGAGCGGGUACACGGGCCCCGCUGCAGCAGACAUCUCUAUGUACACCCUGUCCAGGGAUCCCUCCAAGGCGGCAAUGGGUGCCUUGCUCAACUCCGAGAGGGAGUUUUUGCAGGCUCACAACUCCAACGCUAAGGACUUCAAAGAUGCGGCCAACAGGAGGACCACUCCAGUCUGAGAGAGGAUAAGCACAGAGAAAAGCUACAACCACAGACUUGAGCUAGACCCAAGCAGGAAGAAGAAUUCACCUGAGGCCUGCAGGGCUAUAACCCUCUUUCUAUAACAUUAUAUAUAAAUAUAGAUGGUAAUUGUUAGAUCAUUGGUGCUUCCUUUAAAUCCUCAUUUUUCAGUCACUGUUUCUGUCGUUUCACCUGACUCGCACAACCCUACCCCUAAGGGCUACUCGAGUAGAUUGCUAGUCCUCUCCUCAAUGUCAUUUGUUCUGCGAUUGGAGUUCCUGAAGUGCGCAAAGGUAGCCCAGCGAAACUGUGAAGCCCUCUGAGGGGAAGAAUUGUAAUGCUUCUGACAGACGAACUGAAAGGCUGUCCCGAUACUCGCCUUAUGCACACCUCAGUAGCCCAUAGCUGGUGAGUGCUGCCUCACACUCACAAGAUUGUAUACACUGUUGGUUUCUCUCCUGGGUCGGAAACUGAGCCCACAACUAGUGCCACUGUCUCAUGCUGAUCACCCCAACUCAUCCCACC